AUGGGAGAAGACUCAGCGACGACUCACCACGUGGUCGUGGACGUGGACGUGGACAUGGACGUGGACGUGGACGUGGAGGACUUGGACUUGGUCAUGGACGUGGACGUGGACGUGGUCGUGGACGUGGAUGUGGACGUGGACGUGGUCGUGGACGUGGACUUGGACGUGGACGUGGACUUGGACGUGGACGUGGACGUGGUCGUGGACGUGGACGUGGACGUGGUCGUGGACGUGGACGUGGACGUGGUCGUGGACGUGGACGUGGUUGUGGACGUGGACGUGGACGUGGACUUGGACGUGGACGUGGACGUGGACGUGGUCGUGGACGAGGACGUGGACGUGGACGUGGUCGUGGACGUGGACAUGGACGUGGUCGUGGACGUGGACGUGGACGUGGACGUGGUCGUGGACAUGGACGUGGUCGUGGACGUGGACGUGGUCGAGGACGUGGACGUGGACGUGGACGUGGACGUGGACGUGGUCGUGGACGUGGACGUGGAGGUGGACCUGGUCGUGGACGUGGACGUGGACGUGGACGUGGUCGUGGACGUGGUCGUGGACGUGGUCGUGGACGUGGUCGUGGACGUGGACGUGGUCGUGGACGUGGUCGUGGACGUGGACGUGGUCGUGGACUUGGACGUGGACUUGGACGUGAACGUGGACGUGGACGUGGUCGUGGACUUGGACGUGGACGUGGACUUGGACGUGGACGUGGACGUGGACGUGGAUGUGGACGUGGACGUGGACGUGGACGUGGUGGACGUGGACUUGGACGCGGAUGUGGACGCGGACGUGGACUUGGACGUGGACGUGGACGCGGACGUGGAGGACUUGGACGUGGACGUGGACGUGGACGUGGACGUGGUCGUGGACGUGGACUUGGACGUGGACGUGGACGUGGUCGUGGUCGUGGACGUGGUCAUGGACGUGGACGUGGUCGUGGACGUGGACGUGGUCGUGGACGUGGACGUGGACGUGGACGUGGUCGUGGACGUGGACGUGGACGUGGACGUGGACCUGGUCGUGAACGUGGACGUGGACGUGGUCGUGGACGUGGUCGUGGACGUGGACGUGGUCGUGGACGUGGACGUGGUCAUGGACGUGGACGUGGACGUGGACGUGGACUUGGACGUGGACUUGGACUUGGACGUGGACGUGGACGUGGUCGUGGACUUGGACGUGGACGUGGACUUGGACGUGGACGUGGACGUGGACGUGGACUUGGACGUGGUCGUGGACGUGGACGUGGACGUGGACGUGGACCUGGAUGUGGACGUGGACGUGGACGUGGACGUGGUCGUGGUCGUGGACGUGGACGUGAACGUGGUCGCGGACGUGGACGUGGACGUGGACCAGGACGUGGACGUGGACGUGGACGUGGACUUGGACGUGGACGUGGUCGUGGUCGUGGACGUGGACAUGGACGUGGACUUGGACGUGGACGUGGACGUGGUCGUGGACGUGGACUUGGACGUGGACGUGGACGUGGACUUGGACGUGGACGUGGACGUGGACUUGGACUUGGACGUGGAAGUGGACGUGGAUGUGGACGUGGACUUGGACGUGGACCUUGACGCGGACGUGGUCGUGGACGUGGACGUGGAGGACUUGGACGUGGACGUGGACGUGGACGUGGUCGUGGAAGUGGACUUGGACGUGGACGUGGACGUGGACGUGGUCGUGGUCGUGGACGUGGUCGUGGACGUGGUCGUUGACGUGGACGUGGACGUGGUCGUAGACGUGGACGUGGUCGUGGACGUGGACGUGGACGUGGGCCUGGUCGUGGACGUGGACGUGGUCGUGGACGUGGACGUGGACGUGGACGUGGUCGUGGACGUGGUCGUGGACGUGGACGUGGACGUGGACGUGGACGUGGUCGUGGACGUGGUCGUGGACGUGGUCGUGGACGUGGACGUGGUCGUGGACGUGGACUUGGACGUGGACUUGGACGUGGACGUGGACGUGGACGUGGUCGUGGACUUGGACGUGGACGUGGACGUGGACGUGGACGUGGUCGUGGACGUGGACGUGGACGUGGACGUGGUCGUGGACGUGGACGUGGACGUGGACGUGGACGUGGUCGUGGAAUUGGACGUGGACGUGGACUUGGACGUGGAUGUGGACGUGGACGUGGUCGUGGACGUGGACGUGGACGUGGACGUGGACGUGGUCGUGGACGUGGACGCGGACGUGGACCUGGACGUGGACGCGGAUGUGGACGUGGUCGUGGACGUGGACGUGGACGUGGUCGUGGACGUGGACGUGGACGUAGACGUGGUCGUGGACGUGGACGUGGAUGCGGACGUGGACCUGGACGUGGACGAUGUCCACGACCACGUCCAGGUUUAA
This is a messenger RNA of Closterium sp. NIES-65, 2349 nucleotides long. Lineage: Eukaryota; Viridiplantae; Streptophyta; Zygnematophyceae; Desmidiales; Closteriaceae. The record is from the annotation of a GenBank genome assembly.